Messenger RNA from Xylona heveae TC161, 1206 nucleotides. RefSeq names its product RNA 3'-terminal phosphate cyclase family protein. Gene Ontology annotation, molecular function: RNA endonuclease activity. The record is from RefSeq and is a predicted model, not a curated record. Lineage: Eukaryota; Fungi; Ascomycota; Xylonomycetes; Xylonales; Xylonaceae. Bases 1 to 1206 code for a protein of 401 amino acids. Gene Ontology annotation, biological process: endonucleolytic cleavage of tricistronic rRNA transcript (SSU-rRNA, 5.8S rRNA, LSU-rRNA); ribosome biogenesis. Gene Ontology annotation, cellular component: nucleolus. The transcript has a single exon.
AUGGCUGACCCAAGACCCCGUCUCGUGAAAUUCGAGACGCAAAGAUCUUUUGCCUUGCGUCUAGUUCUUGCGACGCUCACUGGCAAAACAAUACGCGUAUCAAAUAUCCGUCCGUCGUCGACCAAUCCUGGUCUUGCAAACUAUGAGAUUUCUUUCAUCCGCCUGCUUGAAGCAGUCACAAAUGGCUCAGCCAUGGAAAUCUCUUAUACCGGUACGACAAUCGCGUACAAACCCGGUCUAAUAACUGGUUGUGCACCGGGUCGUGGCGCCAGUGGAGGCGUUAUCCGCCACGAAUUGCCUGAAGGCUGCCCUCGCGGCUUGAGCUAUUUCUUGAUCCCGCUCUGCUUGCUCGCGCCGUUCUCAAAGGCGCCCAUCAAUGUCCUGUUUACGGGACCUGGCGUCAUUACAUCAGCGACUCCCAUGGGCGAUAUUUCAGUCGACAGCGUGCGGACAGCUAUCCUCCCCCUUUACGAGCAAUUCGGCAUCUUCAACAACAUCGAGCUUCGAAUCCUCAGACGGUCAUGUCCGGGUCCUGGGGGCAAAGGCGGCGCCGGCGAAGUGCAGCUGAUGUUUGGACAUCAAGUGCGCGUACCGAAGACGAUACAUAUGAUGAAUCCGGGGCGAGUAAAGCGGAUCCGUGGUGUUGCAUAUUGCGUGGGCGUUUCCGCUUCCAACAACGCUCGCAUGAUUGAUGUUGCCAGAGGCAUCCUAAACCCUCUCGUGAGCGACACAUAUGUCUUUUCCGAUGUCUCCUCUGCGCCAUUGAUUCCCUCCGCAACAAAAGCCGAUCCGAACGCAAAGCGAAAAUUGGGCAUCGGUUUUGGUCUCUCCCUGGUGGCGGAAAGUUCAACCGGUGCCUUCUAUUCCGCCGAUGUUGCUUCCCCGCCUGAGGGCGGUGUACCGCCCGAGGACAUUGGCCGGCAGUGUGCAUAUCAACUGCUUGAAACUAUCUCUCUUGGAGGCUGUGUAUCUCCAGCUGCAGCUCAGACGAUGCUUGUCCUCAUGGCCAUGGGGUCCGAGGACGUCGGUAGGCUGCGAGUGGGAAAGAAGGUCUUUGCCACUGAAGAGAUCAUUGACCUUGGCAGAGACCUCAGUCAAUUAGGUGCGAGCGGAUGGGGCGUUCGGGACGCAGAUGCUGAAGGAGAGGAUUUAAUUGUCAGCAUCGUUGGAAGUGGAUUUGGCAAUGUGGGAAGGAAGAUUGCAUGA